AGGCAAAACGUGGAAAAUGACGGAGGUGAGAUUAAUGAAAAGAUAGGUAGGUGCCCGAACAUCAAAUUCCGGUACUCGGUAAAAACAACAACACAGCGACACACUGAAUAUGAAGCAUCAUCCUUCCUCACUUCUUGUUUAUCAAUUACUCAAAUAACCAACCCCACUCUUUCCAUCCUCCUUUAUACCAUUAAGUCACAAUCAAAUUCUACCAAAAUCCCUAGAACAAUUCACCCCUUUUACCUUCCUUCUUCAUUUUCUGUUGGUGAUGGCUUCUACCACUGUCACGUUGUCCCCCAGCUCUCCCCAGCUCCGUCUGGCUCUGCGUUGCAGGAAUUCCGUCGAACCACGCGCGCUUCUCGUCGGGGCGUGGACGACCAACCUCGAUUCUCAUCGUCGUCUUCGCCUGCUCUCUCUUACACGAAGCAGGAGUAAGAGACUGGAACGACGUCAUAACGGUGUUUUUCGGAUUGUGGCCGACUCCACAGCUGGCGCGGGGGCGGAUGCCUUUUCUGGAUGGUCCGAUUCGGAACAUGUUGAAGACUCCGUAGACUCGAGACGGAACGGAUGGUUCGGAGGAAUUACAAGAGCUGGAUCAGUUGGACUUGUUCUGGUAGCCGGGCUUUCCUUUGCAGCAAUGUCCAUUGGUAACCAAAGCACUGCUAGGACAAAACAACAGUUGGGACCACUAACAGCUCUACAGGAAGUUUUAUUGGCCUCUGAUAAUGAGACUGAUAAGUCUGAGGAGAAUGAAAGCAAGAAAGGUAUACAUAAGGAUCUUUUGUCACCUUCAGAAUUUAAUUCCACUUCUACUGAUAAUAAACUUGAAAAUGACAAUGGUUCGUACUUAGUAGACGGUUACACAUAUAAUGGCAAUGUUGCCGCUAACACUGCUCCAAUUCAAGAAGACUUGCAAAAUGUUUCAGCUUUGGAUGGAAUGCCAAUUGGCACAGGCUUAACUCCAAUAUCACCUAAAUUGCCUGAAUCUGAAGUUGCUGGUGGGCCUUUUUUUGCACCAAGCCUUAGAGAAUCAGAUAGCAACCUUGAUAUUGAUUCACCUGAGGCAACUUCAGAAACUAAAGACAAUUUGUUUAAUGUCAAAGAAACUAUAGAUACUAACUUGUCUGACCCAAUAAACCUAGACAAUGAUAUCGAUGAGGGAAAGCUUGGAUCACAAGGAAAAGAGAAUUGCAAUACCUCAGUGGAUUCUUCUUCUAGUUCUAGUCUAACCAAUGAGGCUGUGACUAUGAACUUCUCAGUUAGUUCCAAGUUUGAACCAAUUUUAGAACCUCAUUCUUUACCCAUAGACAAUGUGAAAACCAUAGAAUCAUUUCCAUCUGAAGGAAACCUUGAGGUGAACAACUUAAAUGAGAGUGUGCCAUCUAAAAUAAGCUCUAUGUCAGCACCAGCUCAUCCAAAAGAUGAGCAAAGGGAAGUUGAUUAUAAAGAGAUAAAUGAUAGCAAACCAGUUUUGGAAUCUCCAAUUCCAAGGAGUUCCUUCUCCCCUGCCGGUAUACCCGCUCCAUCUGUAGUUUCUGCAGCUCUACAGGUGCAUCCAGGAAAGGUUCUCAUUCCUGCAGUUGUUGAUCAGGUUCAGGGGCAGGCACUUGCGGCCCUUCAAGUUUUGAAGGUCAUUGAGGCUGAUGCUCAACCUAGCGAUCUUUGCACACGCCGUGAGUAUGCUCGAUGGUUACUGUCUGCAAGUGUUCUUUCGAGGAAUUCAGUAUCAAAAGUUUAUCCUGCAAUGUAUAUUGAGAAUGUUACUGAACUUGCAUUUGAUGACAUCACACCUGAAGACCCUGAUUUUUCAUCCAUUCAAGGCUUAGCGGAGGCUGGACUUAUCUCAAGCAAGCUUUCAAAUAAAGAUCUGCUUAAUGAUGAUCUAGGCCCAUUUUACUUUUCUCCUGAAAGUCCUCUAUCACGCCAGGAUCUUGUGAGUUGGAAAAUGGCCCUGGAGAAAAGACAACUUCCGGAAGCCGACAAAAAGAUCCUCUACCAAAUUUCUGGUUUUAUAGACAUAGAUAAGAUAAAUCCAGAUGCAUGGCCUGCAGUUGUGGCUGAUAUGUCUGCCGGAGAACAAGGAAUAAUAGCACUUGCUUUUGGUUGUACAAGACUGUUUCAGCCAAAUAAGCCUGUGACCAAAGCCCAAGUUGCUGUUGCUCUUGCAACUGGUGAGGCUUUUGACCUAGUAAAUGAGGAGCUUGCGCGUAUUGAAGCAGAAUCAAUGGCAGAAAAGGCAGUAUCUGCUCAUAAUGCUUUAGUUGCUGAAGUUGAGAAAGAUGUUAAUGCUAGUUUUGAGAAAGAGCUUUUAAUCGAAAAGGAAAAGAUUGAUGCUGUUGAAAAAAUGGCCGAAGAGGCACUGCAUGAACUGGAAAGGUUAAAAGCUGAGAGAGAGGCAGAGAAUAUGGCCUUAAUGAAGGACCGUGCUGCCAUUGAUUCAGAAAUGGAAGCUCUUUCAAGGUUAAGGUGUGAAGUGGAGGAGCAGUUGGAAAGCCUGAUGAAUAACAAGGUAGAGAUAUCAUAUGAGAAGGAAGCGAUUAACAAACUACGAAAAGAAACAGAGGAUGAAAGCCAGGAGGUUGUCAGGUUACAGCAUGAGCUGGAGGUGGAGAGAAAAGCUUUAUCUAUGGCCAGGGCGUGGGCUGAGGAUGAAGCAAAAAGAGCAAGAGAACAGGCAAAAGCCUUGGAGGAGGCUAGAGACCGCUGGGAGAGGCAAGGUAUCAAAGUGGUGGUCGAUAAAGACCUUCAGGAAGAGACUAUAGCAGAAGUUACAUGGGUAAAUGUAGGGAAGAAAGUCGAAGAUGAGGUUGAAGGAACCGUCACCAGGAGUGAAGCUUUAGUGAAGAAGCUCAAGGCAUUGGCAAGUGAAGUUAAAUGGAAAACUAGAGAGUUCAUCAGUAAGAUCAUUCAAAAGAUACAAUAUUUUAUCUCAAUGUUGAAGGAGUGGGCCUCCAUAGCAAGUGCAAAAGCUGGAGUUUUGAAAGACAGGGCUGCAUCGAGCACAAGGGGAUCGGUACAAGAAUUGCAGCAAAGCACAGCAGGAUUUAGCUCAGCCCUUAAAGAAGGCGCAAAACGGGUGGCCGGUGAUUGUCGGGAAGGGGUUGAGAAACUCACUCAGAGGUUCAGAACAUAAGUCUCUCCACCUGUGAUUUAUGUUUUGGCCUUUCUUGGGCACGGAAAUAAAGAAAUUUUGCAGUUGAGAGGUAUGUAAUUCAUCUCAUCUCUGAUCAAUAUGCAUUAGAAUGAAUGUACCAUGUUAAUCAUUUGUCAUUUAAAUGAUGUGUAAAAGAAAAUAAUAAGCAAUGAAAAUUGCUACUUAUGUAUUUGUUCUUAAUAGCACCCGACAAGGUUCUUGUUGGACAUUUAGUCA
Molecule: messenger RNA, 3370 nt
Organism: Gossypium raimondii (Peruvian cotton)
Lineage: Eukaryota; Viridiplantae; Streptophyta; Magnoliopsida; Malvales; Malvaceae
Exons: 10
Coding region: 269-3133 (954 amino acids)
Source: RefSeq, a predicted model, not a curated record